GGAAACACUUUGCUUCUAUCUACAGUGAUCACACAUUUCAAGAAAUAUGGGUGGGCCCUUCUAGCAAUAGGUGUGAAGAUCCUGCUCUCCGGUGGGGCCAGGGGGAAACCAAAUGCCUAUAAAAGAGGAUCAAGGAGGAUCAGCGCUGUGGUUCCUCUGGAGGAUGAUAUCUAAGGGGAAGAUCACCGAAAACCGGCAGAGAAAAGAGUGGCUGUAUCUCCUUUCUUGGUAAGAAGCAACUUAGCCCAAGGAUUCAAAGCCAGAAAACCAACAGCACGGGACACAGCUCAAUCCAGGAAUAGGACGCUUCCUUUUCAAAGACUAGACCAUGGAAGUAAAAAAGAUUGCAGUCAUAGGUGCCGGGGUCAGCGGACUGGGCGCCAUUAAGAGCUGCUUGGAGGAAGGACUUGAGCCUACGUGUUUUGAAAAGAGCAGUGACAUUGGAGGGCUGUGGAGAUACGAGGAGACACCAGAAAGUGGAAGGCCUGGGAUAUACAAAUCUUUGACCUGCAAUACGUCCAAGGAGAUGACAGGCUUCAGCGACUACCCCAUCCCUGACCAUUACCCCAACUACAUGCACAACACCAAAAUGAUGGAGUAUCUCAGGAUGUAUGCCAGGCACUUCGGGCUGAUGAAACACAUCCAGUUCCAGACAAAGGUAUGCAGGGUGAGGAAGCGUCCUGAUUUUUCAUCCUCUGGCCAGUGGGACGUUGUGGUGGAGGUUGACGGAAAGCAGAAAACAUAUAUCUUUGAUGGGGUCAUGGUCUGCAGUGGUCACUACACUGAGAAGUAUCUGCCCUUGCAGGACUUUACAGGAAUCACCAAGUUCCAAGGCAGCCAUCUCCACAGCUGGGAGUAUAAGCACCCAGACAAUUUUGUGGGGAAGAGAGUGGUUGUGAUCGGCAUCGGGAAUUCUGGAGCAGAUGUGGCAGGCGAGAUCAGCCGUGUUGCUGAACAGGUUUUCCUCAGCACAAGAAGAGGGGCAUGGAUAUGGAACCGAGUUUGGGAUAAUGGGAAUCCCUUGGACACCACACUCUUCACCCGUUAUAACAGAACCAUCCAAAGGUUCUAUCCCACAUUCUUGAUCAACAGAUGGGCAGAGAAUAAAUUAAAUGCAAAGUUUAAUCAUGCCAAUUAUGGACUGCAGGCAAAACACAGAUUUCUCAGCCAUCAGUCUAUCUUCAGUGACGACCUGCCAAAUCGCAUCAUUACUGGGAAAGUGCAGGUGAAGGCAAACGUGAAAGAAUUCACCUCGACGUCCGCCAUCUUUGAGGAUGGCACUGAGGAGGCUGUAGAUGUUGUCAUCUUUGCCACAGGCUACACCUUCUCUUUCCCUUUCUUGGAUGACAACUCUGAGAUCCUGGACAGCAAACACACAAUGUUUAAGUUUGUCUUCCCUCCCAAGUUGGAGAAGCCAACCCUAGCUUUCAUUGGCAUCCUCCAGCCAGUGGGGGCCACCAUUCCCACCUCAGAGCUCCAAAGCCGAUGGGUUGCACGUGUGUUUGCAGGACUGAAAAAGUUGCCCUCACAGAGUGACAUGCUGGCAGCCAUCAACAGAAGGAAACAGAAAAUGGAGAAGGAGUUUGUGAAAAGUCCCAGAGGCAUACAUCGAGUGCAGUACAUCGACUACAUGGAUGAAAUCGCUUCAGAGUUAGGUGUCAAACCCAGCCUGCUCUCUCUCUUCCUCUGGGACAUAAAGCUGGCCAAGGAGAUUUUCUGGGGACCCUGCACCCCAUACCAGUACCGUCUACAGGGGCCAGGGAAAUGGGCGGGGGCUCGGGCAGCCAUCCUCACUCAGAGAGAACGGAUCCUCAAACCCCUGAGAACCCGUGUGCUCAAACACCCUGAGGCAUCGCCCUCUCGUCUGUUUUGGCUCAGAUGUAUCUGUGUUGUCGUCAUCUUUCUCUUUGUUCCCGUGUUAGUCAUCGUGCAAGUGAUAUAUUCCUAAAGUCACACUGACAGAGAGAGGCAAGCACUAGUGAGAACCAGUCAUUGUUAUUAGACAUGCAUGCUUCAGCGCCAAGUGAGAAUAAGGGAAGAGAUGUUCAUUAGACUGACUAGGAAACGUUCGGAGAUUUAAAUGAAAACAGCUACUCUGUUAUGACUCUCCCAAGAGCUUUAUAUGGAAGGGGUUUGAAAACAGCUUAUCAUUAUUAUCUUUAUUAGGUAUAUCAUAGCUUGUUUCUACUUUAUUCCAGAGGUGAAAGGACAUGCCUUAUAAGUUUACCCAAAACAUGAUGGUAUGGAACAUAAUAAGUGGGGUUCAAUAAAUAAACAAUGGUACAGGGAAGAUUAAGCCAGGCACAAUGCUCAGAAGUACAUUAUAUGGCCUCAGUAUAUCUCCCCCAGAUGAGGAAACUGUGCCUUUUCAGUAGAAAAUCUGAGAGGUAUCGCUUUCACUGAUCAAACAAUGCUGAAAACUCAGGUCUAUCGCUUUUCACAUCGUCAUCAUACAGUACGAAGUCCAACACUGCAUGGUCUUACAAAAAGUGCUUAACUUGAAUGUGAUCAUGAAAAAAAAAAUCAGAGAAAUGAAGAUAGUAAAACAUUCUCAAGAUAUCUCACGGACAGUCUAGCGGAAAGUCGGUGUUAUCAAAUAAAAAUAUCAGUAAAUCUUUCUAUAGCAGUGGAAAUUAAGAAGGCAUAGACCAAAUGCAAGGUUUAAAUGUGGGUGGACUCUUUUAGGACAACCGGACAAAUCUUGAUGUGCACUGUUUUGUGUGAUCUUACUGAAUUCAUGAUAAUAUCAAUGGGUGCUAAGAUUAUAAAUAAAGACCCUCAUAAGCAGAAGAUGCCAUGUGCUGAAUGAGUUGGCUAAAAUGGUUGAUUAAUUUUUAAAAAGUCUUUGUGAGGGCGUGGAAGGAAAGUAAAAUUUUAAAUAUAUGGUGAUUCUAGGGCAAAGGUGAUAAAAAAUAUUCAUUGUACUAUCUAUCCCUUAAGCUCUUUUGUAAGUUUGAGAAUUUCAA
Messenger RNA from Peromyscus leucopus (white-footed mouse), 2966 nucleotides. RefSeq names its product flavin-containing monooxygenase 5-like. Lineage: Eukaryota; Metazoa; Chordata; Mammalia; Rodentia; Cricetidae. The coding region runs from base 329 to 1948 and encodes 539 amino acids. The record is from RefSeq and is a predicted model, not a curated record. The transcript has 9 exons. Gene Ontology annotation, molecular function: NADP binding; N,N-dimethylaniline monooxygenase activity; flavin adenine dinucleotide binding.